Harpegnathos saltator (Jerdon's jumping ant) is the source of this 782-nucleotide messenger RNA. Its product is annotated as tetra-peptide repeat homeobox protein 1-like. Lineage: Eukaryota; Metazoa; Arthropoda; Insecta; Hymenoptera; Formicidae. The record is from RefSeq and is a predicted model, not a curated record. The coding region runs from base 89 to 571 and encodes 160 amino acids. The transcript is spliced from 2 exons.
CGCCAGUCGGUGGCAACACUUCCACCUCAGCCAUCGAGGCAAAUUUUCCCGAUAUCGUUCCAGCAACCGGCGGACCGUCCUCUUCAUCAUGUGCAUCCUGGUCGCGAUUCUCCUCGUGGCGGGUCUGUCAGUGGCAACCGCGGCACCGUCCGGAUACCUGAGCCAUGGUGCCGCGUUGGCCGGUCCUAUUCUGGGACCAGCAACUCUCACCGGACCUGCUAAUGGUCCAUCAGCUCUCGCCGGACCGGUAGUUGGGCCCGCGCGUCUCUCCGGAGCUGUCGAUGGCGGUGCUGUUGUCACCGGUGCGGUUGCUGGACCGUCGGUUGUUUCCGGUAGCGUCGCUGGACACACGGCGGUGGUUGGUCCUGCUCUCGGCUACGCAGCGCCAGGAUUGGGAUGGCCGGCUUAUGGUCCAUACGGAGCAGUGCUGGCGGGUCCUCUUGCGGGUCCUGCGGCUGUCGCCGGACCGGUUGCAGCUCCAGCCCUGAUCGCAGGUCCAUCCGGUAGCAUCGCUGCUGGACACGGCGGAUUAGGCGGUAUUGUUCGUGGAUACGCAGCUGGACACUGGUAAUUGGUUUCAUUCGGCAAUGUGACUUAAUGACCUCCGCGACUGAUCUCUUCGACACCCACCAUCUCGGCUACUGCAUCGUGAACUUCGUCAUUCGGCGUAUCUCCAGUCAAUGCAUCUCUUCUACACAUUCUAUAUAAGUGUACAUAACAAUGUUUCCCCGUAUGCAGUGUUAUACAUAAAUAUAAUAAAUGCGCACACAUGGCACUUCUGG